Molecule: messenger RNA, 1424 nt
Organism: Pelagomonas calceolata
Lineage: Eukaryota; Pelagophyceae; Pelagomonadales; Pelagomonadaceae
Source: the annotation of a GenBank genome assembly
GCGCGCCAGCCGCUCUGGUGCUCUCGCACCUGUGGUGCUCUCUCUGCCGCACGCCGCUUCUGGCUUAAUUGGCCCGUCGCUUGGAUCAAUACUGGUGCAAGUGAAUCGAAACGCAAGUCAGAGCUGGGCUCUGAGGCGUCGACGGCGCUGCAGCAAUUGCUCCAAAAGCAGCCUGCCAAAAAGACUAGAAUUUGUGAAACCGGCGCGCGCGGCGCUAAAAUCUGAGCUCGAGCAGCGGCGAAGGAGAGCAGCGCAGCGCCCAGUCAGGACAACGAGAAGCGCUGCGCAACUUCGACGAGUGUGCAGCAGCCACUGAUAGCAACAAGCCAGCACAAGUCCACAGCCAUCGCCGCGCCUACGCCGCGGCACGCCAGCUUAUCAAGGAUGCGGCUCCUCGCCGCCGCCCUCCUCCUCCACGCCACAAAGGCCGCGGUAACGACGCUCCUGCCGGGCACGGCCGAGCCCGAGUCGAGCGACUCCGUCAAGUUACUGAAAUGGAUCAACGAGACGGAAAACGGCUUCGUCCAUCCCACCCAUUCCGUGAGACGAUUGGGACCGGGCUUCCGCGGCAUCUUCGCCCGGACCCCAAUCGAGAAGGACGCGGUGCUAGCGGUCAUACCGUGGGAUUUAUGUGUCACGCACCCCAUGGACCAGGACGGCCACUGCGGCUUGUCGCGGAAGGCCGUGGAUGCAUUGGUGAAAGGCGAGACGCCCUACGCGAAGAUGCUCCGGGAGUACGACCCUAGUCUCCCGAACGACUGGCCGCCGAACGCUCGUCAAUCAUUAGAUGGGUUGCCGCCGGGCGACUGGGACCGGCAUUUGAAGUGGUUCGAGGCGGGGUGUCUCAAAAGAAAAGCAACCGAGGACGAGCGGCGGGGCAUGUAUCUGAUGGUGGCUCGCUCUGGAAGUUCUAGAGCUUAUGAACAGGGCGGUUAUUUGUUUUUGGCUCCUUUAUAUGAUUUGUAUAAUCAUAGAAAUGGCAAGUAUCACAACACGUUGGUGAAGGUCGAGGAAGGUGAAAGUAUCUCUAUCAUCGCGGGCAGGGACAUCAACGCUGGAGAGGAGAUUUUCAACACUUACGGCGAGGGUACGUUGGAGUUGUUCCGCGACUACGGGUUUGUCGAGCCGCUACCGCGGGUCUGGAACCUGGCUUCGUUAAGGUUUGUCGAGGACGAGGAAGGGCGCGUGACGUGGCCCGCGGCCGGCCCGCCGCGCGGGCCCGCGCGGGACGAGUUUUUGAAUAGGCUCGCCACCCUCAAGCGCGCGCUGAGCGCGCCGCUGCCUUCACCUGAUGAUGACGCGGAGGCGGCGUUGUUGGAGAGGGCGUCGGCGUUCAUCGGCGCGGUCGGCGGGGCCGUCGACGCGGCGACGGCGGACCUCGCGAACAACCGGCUGAGCGGGGAGCUCUAACUCUAGAUUCUGUA